CACACAUAAGCAUGCACACUCAAACACGCCGCUGUGAAGAAUACUAAUCAACCUGUUUGCCGACAAGUGCAGCAGCUCGACGCGCAACUUAGCACUUUUUCAUUCUGUGUCUGGAAACAUCUGUGCGGGCUUUUAUUUUAUUGUAUUGUAUUGGUGAAUUUCAAGUGAUUUUUUGUUGGGUUUUUUUGCCGUCCUCUUUGCAGGAAGCGCAGGUGUUAUCAGUCCAGUCUCACCUGUCGCUGCGUCUUCUGAUGUGCGACAGGCAGCGAGGGAGUGUGGAUCCGGGGAAAUACAACCCACUGCUGUGCCGCCGCUUCUAGCAAGGGAAGCCCCCACGCGUUGCGCGCCCGGAUCGCCGGUAGAGAGGCUAUUCGCGUGGCGGAGUGCGUGUGCAUGCGCGUCAGGUUAUAAAUGUGUGUGCUUGAGCACGGCAAAGCCCCAGGCUCCAUCCUCAACAGUUGCCACCGGAGCGGCGGAGAGGAGAGGAGGAGAGCAAGAGAGAUAGCAGACUGAGUACGGACGGUCGCGGAGCUCCACGCCGCUCUGCCCGGCUCUGCUCCUGACAUGCAGUCGUUCAUCUCUCCGGUGACCAAGGCCAUCCUAGUAGCGCUCUUCAUCUUCGCCAUUCUCCUCAUUCUCUAUGUGAUCCUUUGGUACAUUUGCAGAGACGUGGACUGCGACCACGGCAUUUGAGGAUUCCGUUAAAACGGAGUAACGGAAAUAUCACAAUGGGUCGCACAGAGGAACCAACAGAGCCCAGGGUCAUUUUUGAUGCCCAGACAAGAUGGCAACGUUGCCAUAGUGACAGGAGGAGGCAGGGGAAUUGGUUAUGAAGUAGCUCGCCACUUGGUCAGACUCGGGGCACAUGUUAUCAUAGGUGGGAGAGAUGAGCAGGAGGGUCUUGCAGCUGUCAGAAGGAUCUGUGAACACUACAAAGAGGCCAAAGUGGAGUUCAAGAAACUGGACUUGGCUUCAUUGCAGUCUGUACGUCAGUUCGCUCAGAGCUUCAGAGAACGGGACCUGCCGCUAAAUAUUUUGGUCAAUAAUGCGGGUGUUAUGCUGGUUCCUGAGGGGCGUACGGAGGAUGGAUUUGAGCAGCACUUCGGUGUGAACUACCUGGGACACUUCCUUUUGACCUGGCUACUCCUGGAUACACUGAAGGAUUCUGGGAAAUCGGGUCAUGUCUCUCGUGUGGUCAACGUCUCAUCCUCAGCCCACCGCAUCGGACAGAUCAGACUAAAUGACCUGAAUAGCUGCCAAUCUUACUCCUCGCAUGCUGCUUACUGUCAGAGCAAGCUGGCCCAGGUGUUAUUCAGUUUCCACCUCCACCAAGAGAUGCAGAGUGGAGGUUUCCAAGUGAGUUCAUGUGCCGUGGAUCCCGGCAUGGUGGAUACCGCACUCUACUGCCACCUCUGGACACCCCUCCAUCUGGCACAAAGUGUCAUCGCUCGCCUGCUCUUCAGGACUCCUGAAGAGGGCGCUACCACUGUGCUCUCAGCUGCUCUGUCACCUGCUCUGGAGGGAGAUUGUGGAGGAGGUUACUGGGCCAAUGGGUGCAGGGAGAUGACAACACCGCUGACCUUUGAUCCCCAGCUGCAAGUGAGCCUAUGGGAAAUCAGCCUCCAGUUGCUGAACCUCCACUAGCAUGAGACAAGGAUGACCAACAGGACUAAACCCAUUUGACAACAUCAGAUAAAAAAGACCCUAUAUUCAGGGCGGCCAGCCAUUCUCUCCUCCCUUUUUUUUUUUUCAUACUUCACAUCAGGGCGUUGCUAGAAAUUUGUUACGAGUGUCAUAAUCCAGUGCUGGACUGUGAUUGGUUGUUUAGGGAGCAAAGACCUCUUUCUUUUAGGGGUUUUUUUUAGUUUUCUUUUUUAUUUUAUUUUUUUCCAGACCUGCCAAAGAAGGGCUACAGGGGAUGGAAGAUGCUUUUUUUGCUUUUCACUGUGAGCAAGCAAAUAUAUUUGCACACAAACACAACCACACUCUAGGGUUGUAGCUAUAUCUCAUUUUGCUGUCAUGGAUAGCAGGCAGUUGCUGUUGGCGCCAUCUAGUCAGAUAUCAGUUAAUGGCACCCACCAAGAUAUGAUGAAUUUGAUUCCCUGAUCGCGUAUCAGAGAAUCAGACAUCUGCUAUGAUAUAAACCUUACUUGGAUUUUUCAAUUAGUCCAGCCCAUAAUAACUAAAUGCCUCUUGGAAGCUUUUUCACAUCAACAAAAAAUUCCAGUAAAAUAAUCCAAAAGCUUAAUUUUGGCAACAAAAUAACAUGUUGGUCAAACCCUAGCAUACACGCACAUACAGUACACACACAUUUAUACACCACGACAAUGAUCUGAUCUGAUCCUGCCUUGCUGUGGCAAGGGAAUGUGAUGUCAUCAGUUUGCGUUGACACAUCACAGCGAUUUCUCAAAUCGUCUUGCCAUCCGGCCUCUUUUACUGGGAGCACUUUGUUUUUAUUGGUUACUAUUGAAUCCUCAUGUUAACUGCUGGUUGUAGUUGCAUGAGUAGAUGUUUUUACAGAAGAGAAUUUAGCUAAAAAAGCUAAGAAACCAUCAUCGUCUCCUCUUCCCUCUCUCUCCGGCACUCAGUAACCCAACAAAAGACUGCUAGGGGGAUUUGGGAUGAGGUUUAAAAAAAAGUGAGAUAUUUCAGAUAAAAGUAAGCCUAAAUUUGGAAUGAUUCCCCUUCGACCCAAGAGUGAUGAAACGUUUGGUUGUGUUGCUGUGAAUUUUUAUGCUGUUAUUUCUAAAGCAGAAUUUCCAGCUGUUUCUGGUUGUCUGUUCAAAAAAAUUUGAAAAAAAAAAAAGGUUUGGGAACAGACCUCAAAUUCCUUUUGUCACCGUUUUCCUUUGUGAUCUGUGCUAAUCGCUUUUUUCUGUGUCUGUGAUACGUGUGCAUGUAUUAUGCACACAAGCUAAGAAUUAACUCAUGUAUAGACCCAAUUCAUGCUGAUGGAUAGCACAACAAUGGCUAACCCCGGAGGAACUGCAAUGAGAAGGAAUGCGAGAGAGGGGAAAGCACAUUUUUUCAGCAUUCAAACUGUGAUUGGUUCCUCAUUGCUGCUGCUACUGCCUCUUCCUCAUUUGGCGCCGCUCCCAGUGCAUUGUGGGACUGAGAUUUCCCAGUGGUGAGAAUCAAACUCCAUCUGCUGAGCUGACACACACACACAGACACUCACUCGGAAACAUUGGAAGCAGUACAUCCAGGCAUAGGCUUAUCCAAACAAGCGCACAGCAAAUAAACACGUCUGUCUGUGAUGCAGGAACAUGCUCACACACUCUUACACACACAUACAAAGACACACUUAAUGCCAUCUCCACUGUGAUUAACAUGUUUUAGCUGUGGGGAUGAAAAAUGUUAUCUCAAAUUAAUUAAGUUUUGGCUAAAAUCCUUAACCACAAGUCACCACUGUAGUCUAUGUGUAUGUUGUUGCUUUGAAUAAAGACAGUUCGCAUCCAGCAUUCAUUAUGAUCUCCCGUAUGUGGAGCAAUAGUAUCACUGUGGUAGCUAAUUCAGCCAGUGGCACAGAGUCAGACACGAAGAAUAGGAACAAAGUGUAAUGGAAGAAAAUGCAUAAAGGAAAAAGACAUCAGCUUUAAGGCACUCAUGGCUUAAAUGGUUAAAUUUAAUGUGAUUCUCGCUGUUUUGUCAAGCAGUUUAAGUAUUAGUCUCAAUUCAGAGACGAAAAAAUCGUCCUUCAGAGAAUUUGUAGGACAGACUGACCCCCGCUGCCACAACCGUUAAAUCAGACGACAGUCUAAAUUUACAAGGGGAAAAAAUAAAGGCGUAUUUGCCCCGUCCUUGUCAUCUUAUAAAGUCAUUUUUGGUUUAUGUUAUUCAUAAGUGUGUUGGGCUUUUUGGUUCAUGUGAUAUAUCUACCGAUGAUGGGUCACCCUAACCCAAAUAUCUGCCUAAUAUCUUAUGAAUAUUUGAAUAUAUGAGUUGACAAAGAUUGCCCAAAUGCGCAGGAACCUGCACUUUGAAGGGAGGCAAUAUGCUAAAAAACCCUUUUUAAGAUUCCCAGGACUUUGCGAGGAUUCACAAUCUCGUGGCAGUCGGUCCUAUGAGUAUUACAAAUACUGACGGUAUAAUACUGAAGCCGUUACAUUUGGAAUUUAUUAGUUUUGACUGAUACAUUUGGCUGAGAUGAGGAAGCCAUCUGUAUUCAUCUGGCUUCCAGGUAUUCAGUAUCUAUUAUUAUCUUGUUCCGAGUCAAAUAUGCUGAAUUGUAGGGGGAAAAAUUUUGAGGGGAUGAAAAAAUGACAGAAAAAAUAAAAGGAACGCCUCCCGGUCGUAGUUAUUAUAAUUAUCAGGGUGUGACACGGACUCUGAUAUGAUGUGAACGCACCAUAACUCCAAGACAUCAAAGUUUACAUCCCAUAAGAGAGGCUUAUUCUGAUUAGAAAUUAAAAUAUAAUUUUAAAGCAAACAUCACAGGGUUUUUUUUUCUAGAUUAGCAAUUGCGUGUGGGCUGACUCUAAAUACCAGCAAUAUUGCUCAGUCUUUUGAGUGUUGUAUUGUUUUUCAGGCUGCUUGAAAACAGUUUUUUGCCUCAGUGCUUCCUUUGUUUGACUGUGUGGUUGCCCUUGGCCACUGUAAGGUACUGAUUAAAUAACAAACAACCAAACCUAGUGCAUAUCUAUAUAUCUAUAUAUCUCUCUAUAUAUAGAUAUAUAGAUAUAAAAUGCACAUCCUUCCAUUCACACAAAUAAAAACACCAGCCUAUCCACUCAGUGGCGCUCAUUGAAAGGCCUACAAUGUGACAUACAUCCUGUCAAAGAGCUACCGUGUUUUUCUCAGUCCAGCUGCUACAUUUUAUGUAUUUUAUGUAUUGAUGUAUUUUAGCUGGAAAGGGUGAGUGGGGGGAAUGUCACAGACUCUCCCUCCUAUCUGAGCACAAGGUUUUCCAAAGACGAAAGGAGGAAACGCGCACGGAUCUGUCUCAGUGUGCUUAUCGUGUCGACGUGCAGAAGUGGCUGCUAAAUUAUCACUGAUUACCCGGUUAUAUACGGUAUUUAGCGUCCUCCUGAAGCAUUCUACACAGACACGACAACACGGUGAAAUUUCUGAACUCGAUUUUCAAAUAUAGAAAAAGAACAACAGCUCCAGUAACUGUCUGUGAUAUUAUCUGUGUGUUGUUUACUCGUAUAUGAUCGUUUCAAAGCGUUGGAGGAGACCAGUGAAGACGUUUGUAGAUUAAAAAUAGCCAUUCCUCUGAACAACCUGGGAUCACAUUUAUAUUAAAUGUUCCAGUCCCAAGUUCUGCAAAAUCUUAAAUGUGUAUAUUUGCACUGGUGUGAAAAAGUGUUUUUUCCUUUGCUGAUUUCCAAUGUUUUUGUAUGUUUGUCACACUAAAAUGUUUUAGAUAAUCAAACAAAUUUAAAUAUUAGACAAAGUUAACAGAAGUAAACACAAAAUGCAGUUUCUUAAUGAAUGUGUUUUAUUAUUAAAGGGGAAAAAUUCCAAACCUACAUGGCUCUGUGUGAAAAAGUGAUUGCCCCCUAAACAUAAUAACCCUUAGCAGCAGCAAUCUGCAAUCAAACGUUUGCAAUAACUGGUAUUUUACAACGCUGUGGAGGAAUUUAGUCCCACUCAUCUUUGCAGAACAUUUGUAGUUCAAGCACGAACCGCUUUUUUAAGGUCAUGCCGCAGCAUCUCAAUCGGAGUCAGGGCUUUGACUAGGCCACUCCGAAGUAUUCAUUUUGAGUUUCUUAAGCUAUUCAGAGGUGGAGCUGGUGUGUUUUGGAUCAUUGUCCUGCUGCAGAACCCAAGUUUAUGUUCCUUUUGCUCAGGAGUGGUUUUCAUCUUGGAACUCCAUGCAGACCAUUUUUGCCCAGUCUCUUUCUUAUGGUGGAGUCAUGACCACUGACUCUAACUGAGGCAAGUGAGGCCAGUUCUUUGGUUCUUGUUCUGGGUCCUUUGUGACGUCCUGGAUGGUGUAACUUUGGGAGGCUGGCCACUCCUGGGAAAAUGCAUGCUAAAUCAUGAUUUAACAAGGUGGGGCAAUCACUUUUUCACACAGGGACAUGUAGGUUUGGAUUUUUUGCCCUUAAUAAUAAACACUUAGAAACUACAUUUUGUGUUUACUUGUGUCAUCUUGGUCUAAUAUUUCAAUUUGUUUGAUGAUCUGAAACAUUUAAGUGUGAUGACAAACCAAAAAAUCAGAAAGCGGGCACUUUUUCACACCACUGUAUAUGAAGUGAUACAAACAUGUAAACAGGGGGUAAAACCAGAUGAACUGAGUCCUUACUCUGGUACUAUUCCAGUUAAAAGAAGCCACAUUCUGGUGUCGUUUAACCUUUAUUGCAUACAACCCUAAACUGUUUUCUCCUUUGUUGUGAGUGCGACCUUUCAAUUGAGCCCCUGGAGGCUGCAAAUCGAAGACAUUUCCCACCUCAAAUCCAUUGUAAACAUUCAGUGCACCUGGGCCCCCUGAGUUUUUAUUGAAAUGUGUGGACUGUUUUAUUUUUAUCAUUAUUUCGUUGUUGUUGAGAUGAACAUCUUAUUGCUUUUGCCGUGCCUAAAAAAGAAAUCUCCCUCACCUAUGUGUUAACUGUGAAUUUUUUCAUGUAGAAAUUAACUCGUAGAACUUGUGAUACCGUCUUGUCCUGUGCAUUGAUAAGAUUUUUCUCUCUCUCUGGAGUGAUUGGAGUGGAGGUGAAGAAUGUUGGUGUAUGAAUGACUGUGCGUGCGUGCGUGCGCGUGUCUCUAGAUAAGGGUGUUGAUGUCUAUGAUCUUUUUUUUUCUUUUAAUUUUUUUCUUUUCUUUAUUUUUGGGUCAAUUAUUGUGACAUUCCAGCAGCAGCCGCCACCUUUUCUAUUAUCCAAAGCCUCUCAAUAAACAUAUCAUUGUGCCA
Molecule: messenger RNA, 6856 nt
Organism: Oreochromis niloticus (Nile tilapia)
Lineage: Eukaryota; Metazoa; Chordata; Actinopteri; Cichliformes; Cichlidae
Product: dehydrogenase/reductase SDR family member on chromosome X
Exons: 7
Coding region: 772-1644 (290 amino acids)
Source: RefSeq, a predicted model, not a curated record